Acanthaster planci (crown-of-thorns starfish) is the source of this 2934-nucleotide messenger RNA. RefSeq lists its product as uncharacterized. NCBI's taxonomy places the organism in Eukaryota, Metazoa, Echinodermata, Asteroidea, Valvatida, Acanthasteridae. Gene Ontology annotation, molecular function: DNA binding. Gene Ontology annotation, cellular component: nucleus. The record is from RefSeq and is a predicted model, not a curated record.
CUUUUUUAUCGCAGACAAAAUGUUGCUGUUGUUGGCCGUUGGACCGACCGUAUAGGCCGCCGCAUGUGUUGUGUGUAAAAUCUGUUAAUUCUACUGAAUAAUUUUGAACCCAGAUAUUUAAGAUAACAAUGGCAAAGAAUGUACGCCGAGCACAGAAUGCAGCAAAACAGAAGUUAUCAAGAUCUAGGGCACAACAAACACCUCAACAUAAACAGGGAAGAGUUGUUAAAAAGCAGAAAGCAAAGGCAAGAAGGACCUCUACAAGGCAGGCUAUCAAGCAGAUCAGGAGGAUGAAGCAAGAAGAUAGUCAACAAAUCAAAAUUAAAAUAACCAAGGAGACUUUUCAGAAAGACACUAAGAAGAAAAAGGUGUGUAAGAAGUUCCGUAGCACGGACUACAAACGGGUCGGUCUGGAUCACCCUACAUCUUCCCCAGCCAUCGGCAAGAUGUCAGAAAAUGACAGGAUAAAGUGCGCCAUGAACGACCUGGCUUCAGGAAGGUUCCGCUUUGUAUCCAAAGCAGCUGCCUACUGGCAGGUGCAUGCUGCCAAGCUCUACCGCCGCCACAGUGGGGGAGUACCACUGGAUGCGAGACGUGGCCCCAAGCGAGUUUUGACUGAGAAGGAAGAGGCAGCCCUUGUUGACUGGGUUGUGACGAUGGGUAAGAAAGGUUUCCCUGUGGCACCUGGAAUGGUCUGUGAUGCUGUGAAGCUGUUCUUCAAGAAGGAGGGAAAUCUCUUCACCAACGACAGACCAUCCCAUACAUGGUAUCAUAAAUUUGUGCGGCGGCAUACCAAGCUACAAGAGGGACUGAAAAUGUCUCGGUUAACAGCCAUUUGUAGGGCAGAUCAGACGAAAACUGUGAUAGAUGAAUGGUUUAAUGAACUCCUUAAAACUUUCACAGACUUACAGGUCACAGACAAGCCCGAAAGAAUCUGGUGCUUCGGCCAGACCGGGUUUGAGUUGAACAAGAGGACACAAAGAAUGGUCAUGACAUGUCGGGCUACAGGGAGAGUGCCAAUGUCUUCCCCUGAGUUGGACGACUACGAGCAGAGGAGGGAGGUUGAGAUUUUUGUCUGCGCUAAUGCAGCAGGUAAUCUCCUGCCUCCCUUCAUCAUUUGUAAAGGUCUUAAACAUGCUCCUAAAGACAGCAGUUUUCUGGACAGUACUCCAAGGGGAUCCAGGGCCUUGUUGCUUGAAGGCUACUCAGCUGGAGAGGACAACUUUGGAAACUGGGUCCAAAACCACUUGAUCCCCAACUUAGGUGAGGAGCGUCCAGUAGUUUUGUUAGUUGACUUGAACGAGAAUGAGAUCAGUUACGGUGCCUAUUCUGCAGCCUCAAGGCAUGGUAUACACCUGUUCCGCAUCCCACCACAAGCUGCGGCAGUCCUCCUGCCUCUGAACAUUGGAGAUGAGGGGGAAUUCAAAUCCAGUUGGCUGAUGAAGUGGGUGAAGGGCAACAGGCACGUCCCUGUGAACUUCAAAAAUGUUGGCAGUGUGAUCAGCGAGGCUUGGCCAAAUGUGGAAAACCCAGAGGCUAUCCGAACCUGCUUCAUACAGUCAGGUGUGUAUCCCCUGGAUCGGGAUAUGGUUGACGAUGAACAUCUCCCAACAGGGGACUUCAAAUUCCUUGAUGGGAUAAAUCUGCCCGAAGACAAGGAUGCGGGAGAUCACAACGAAGACAGUGAAGAUGACAGAAUGGAUGGGGAGGAAGGCAAUAAUGACUCCCUCACCCAGCAACUCUUCCAAGAACACAUCCCUGAGAGCAAGCAGCCCAUCGCUUCACUCCUGCUCUUCCAGAGGCUGGAUGACACCUUGGAGAAGUCCACACGAGAGACCUACCGAACUUGUGUGGAGAGCGGCCUCGAUCUCCUAGAGGACCCUCUUUUCAUUGUCUGGAAGAAACUGUACACGGAAGCCUUCAGGAAUGACCCCAACGUGCCAUUAACAUCAGUGGAGGAAGUCGUUGUAACCACAGAGAAGUGCUCCCAGCAGGAGGCCAGGGACUCCAUCCUAGUGGAAGGACUCGGUCAAGAAGAUGGUGAGAGGGCAAUCUGUCCUGUCUGCAAGGAGCAGUUUGGUGAUGAUGAGGAAGAGUGGAUUUGCUGUGAUGGAGAUUGUCAGAUGUGGUUCCACGUUCACUGUCUUCCACCAGAGCUUGUAACACCAGCCAUACUGGAGGAUAAGGAAAUGUUCUGUCCACAAUGCACUAAAUCAAGAAAGGCCCAAGAGGAAUAUGUUCAGGAGUGAUGGACAAGUUUCAUUCCUAUUUCAACGAUGGACCAAUUGCCAACUGCAAGCAGGCUCUCACUGUAGGCCCCACCUAAACAGUGUCUUCGAGAAAACUAUAAAUGUGGCAUUGUUCCUUAGUAAUCACCAGUGCGAUCCCAGACUAUGUCAGUUUCCCUUAGUUUUUGCCUCGUGUUUCAAGGCAAUGCAGUCAUUAUUUUGUAUUUAUAAUGGGUGAGACUUGUCAGGAUUUUUUCUGAAUUCAGGACUUUUCAUCAGCAUUUUCCUGAUCUCAGGAUUUUGUUAACAAUCUCUUUUGACAUUUUGAAAGUCCAGAGUUUACCUCUUAGAUGUUUUUGCGUACAAAAAGUGAUGGAGGUACAACACAAGAGAUUGGUAUUUUAACCCUAACCAUCCUCAAUCUUCCAAAAUGCUCCGGGUGAUUUUGGGGGAUCGAGGUUGCAUGCAGUGUGAAUUAUUGGAGGAUUUUGGAGGAUUGAGGGUAUAUCUCAGCCAAAAGGGCCUAAGCAGUUAGGGUAAAGGGGUGUCCUGACGCAAACACAAAUGUAGACCCUAGACCCUCUCCUAGCUGUUUUGGGGUCCUCAAAACCUCUGGUGAUUAUUUCCUGGAUAUUUGAUUUUUCUCCAAUCUUGUCCCCGAUAUAACAUUUUCCCACGUUUCAAUUUCACAUCCAACCCCCCCCCC